Molecule: messenger RNA, 1041 nt
Organism: Tarenaya hassleriana
Lineage: Eukaryota; Viridiplantae; Streptophyta; Magnoliopsida; Brassicales; Cleomaceae
Exons: 4
Coding region: 1-438 (145 amino acids)
Source: RefSeq, a predicted model, not a curated record
AUGAUUAAUAGCAACCAGAGAGAGAGAGAGAGAGAUGAUCACAAGAAACCGUUACAGUUUCUGAAGAACAAAAGAAGAAAAAAAACAUGUCAGGAACUGAAGCCGAGAAGAAGAGGAAGAAGAAGAUUUCAGACAGAAGAGAAGACUGUUUCUUCAUGGGCUGAGAAGAAGAGCCUGGCUGACAAAGAAGCAGAGACAUUAGCACAAGACAUCCAACAUCUUCAUAAAUGGGUCAAUAUGAUCGAUACCAUGAACAAAGAACAGCUGAAACAGUACAUAGUUCAUGAGUCCGAGGAGUUGGAAGAUCUCAGGAGCAAUCACAGGAGAAGCAAGGCGAAAAGGGUUUCAAAGAACAAAUCUCCAAGUUCAAGUGGAAUCAUGGCUUCGAUAUGGAAAUUUCACAAGGAGGACGACGAAGAAAACACUGUAAAAAUAUGAUAAUUGACACUUUGAGCAGAUACUGUAGAAUGGUUCUUUUAACUCCAAUGCCGUUGCUGUUUUAUACCAUUGUUUCCUAAAUAUAUGGAUGGAUCUCAUAAAUGUCUUCUCUUCACUAGAAUCAUGAGAGCUUAAGAACCUGGAAGACCUUUGCUUUCGACUGCCAAUCCUCGCUUAAAUGCAGGUCUAAAGGAAAUUUGGCUGCUUAGGUUUCGCACAUUUCCCAUCCGUUUCCGCAAGAGCUCGGAGGAUCGCGUUCUUGACCCUUCGAUUAUCAUUUUGACAUCAUUACAAGCAAAGCAUAGCAUAGCAUAUGACAGGGCAAGAAAUGCACGACGGAAAGCAAGAGGAUUUACUCCCACAUGCCCGACAAAGCACGACAACUGCAGAUGUUCAAGACAACAAGAGCCGUGUAUGGUUGUUUGUUAUCAUGAACUGGUACAAGUUCUCAAACUGCAUUCACUAGAAUCACAAUGUUUGCCUCGACCACAUGGAAAAUCUCAAACCCAUGUCCAGAUGCAACUGAGUGAGCUAGCAAAGGAAAAGCAGCAGACUUCAUUUCAUUGCACCCGAAAUCCACAGAAAACGUAGAUGCUUCGUAAC